Molecule: messenger RNA, 4295 nt
Organism: Podarcis lilfordi (Lilford's wall lizard)
Lineage: Eukaryota; Metazoa; Chordata; Lepidosauria; Squamata; Lacertidae
Source: the annotation of a GenBank genome assembly
AUGAAGAGGAUCAGGCAGACAGCUAAAGCUGAAAAUCCAGUUCUUCAAACACUACAGAGGACAAAAAAGCAGAAAACUGGUUUUUACAACACUCUGUUUGACACAUCUCAUCCUUUUACCUUCAUGGACUGGGGAAGUCUGCCACACCACGUAGUCUUGCAUAUCUUUCAAUGCCUGCCUCUUGUUGAUCGUGCCCGUGCAUCUUCAGUUUGCCGGAGAUGGAAUGAAGUGUUUCAUAUUCCUGAUCUCUGGAGAAAGUUUGAAUUUGAGCUUAAUCAGCCUGCUACUUCAUACUUGAAGUCUACUCACCCAGAUCUCAUUCAACAGAUUAUUAAAAGACAUGCUGAUCAUUUGCAGUAUGUCAGCUUCAAGGUAAAGAAGCCUCUUUUGUGUUCUAGUAAUAAUUAAGAAUAUUUUAUGUACAUUGAAUUUUAGAAUAUGUAUUUGUCGAUUUUAAAGAAACUUAUUUGUUUAGGCUAGUGUUUACUGUUUUUUUAAGUGUAGAAAUAUCAAAUAGAAAUGUGCUGGCAACUGCAAGUUUUCUAUGUCUCCAAUUCCUAUCUUCCCAGGGAAACCAGUGUUAAGAGAUAAUGUGGGCAUCUCCUGGAUUCAGGGUACUUUUUGUUGUUGUUAAUUAGGUAGGGUUUACUUUUCAAAUGCACAUUCAGCAUUAUUUCUUUACCAAUUUCAGUAAGUGAAGUAUAGUGUAUUUACCACCUACUUGGAGCAUUUCAGGUAGAAAUGUAGAGAGCCUGAAACCAAGGAGAUUCAAAUUCAGAUUUUGGACCAAUCACAAUCUCUUGGCUUAACCUACUUCAUGGUGUUCUUGUGAAGAUAAAGGAAUAGAUUUUCUUCAUCACCUUGAACCAAUUUGGAGAAAGGGUAAUACUGUAAUAGCUUCAGGUUAUUCUUAUUAUUCUUAUUUAGUCAUUUGUCACUUGAAGGUGUCUAAGUGACUUACAUUAAAGAAAAGCAUAUGCACAUAUAUAAUGCUGUUGGAAAAAGGGAGAGAUUAUAUAGUAGAUUAACAUUUCAUAUAACAUACAAAAACACACCAGCCCCAUAAACUAACAAAAACAUUGGCAGUACUCAAGCAAUAAACAAAGCAAUACUUGCACCCACUAAUUAGCAGAUAAACAAAUCUGAAGCCCCUUGCUGGUCCAAAAACCAUUCACUUCAACCAAACAAUUCCCCCUCCCCACCAAGAAGUCUGGCAUCAUGUGCUCACUGUCAACCUGCCUUUGGAUUAAACUGAAUCACUCCAGACAGCCUGGAAGGUACACUUCCUUCCAGCAGGUUUGGAGUGACAUAGACUGCUUGCUAUUUUUUAUGAAUAUCUUUUUAUGAAAUCAGCACUAAACUCUGUGUCAUGCAUACAAUAUAUAGUUGCUGCUCAAGAAUCUCUGGGAAGCAUUAAUGAAGUUGCAGUACAGAAUUUUGGACAGGUGUGCUAAUGAAGAAUCAAAAGUGCUUUGCAAGAACUUCAAUGCACGAAUACAAAGCAGCACAUGGUGCUAGUACUCAUUGGCUCUCUACAUUGCAUAAUGAAUAUAAUUCAAUGUAAUGUUGAUUUUCACUAAAGUAUUGCGUGUUGCCUUUCAGGUUGAUAGUAGUACAGAGUCUGCAGAAGCAGCUUGUGACAUCCUAUCUCAGCUGGUGAAUUGUUCUAUCAAGACACUUGGCUUGAUUUCAACGGCAAAACCAAGUUUCAUGAAUGUUUCCAAGGUAAUAUUCCAUAGAGUUCUGAACUUGAAAUUAUGUCUGUAAAUAAAAUGAGGUGGGACCUGUUAUAAAAGUUAGGUUUACUCUGCACCUAAUGAAUUUCUAGGGUAAUUUGGGAUGAGGUUGGGCAAAGUUUCUAAUUGCAGUGGCAGGGUGAAGUUUAUUGGGACUUCAGUACCAGAUUUUUAUGCAGGAUGUAAAAUGAGCAUGAGCUUCAUGUUCCUUUUAAAAUAACAUUUGAUUUCUCAAUGUCAAUUUUUGACUUUCAUUAAUUAAUUUAUUGUAAUUUCCAGUACUCAACCAGUCAGCAAAUGGAAUUAGGAGCUUCCACUUCAUAGUGGCCUGUCAGUUAUUUUUUAUUUUGUUUGUUAUUUCCAUACAUUUUUCCUUUGGAAAGAAAGAUUUGGGAAUAAAAUUUUAAAGUCAUAUUUUUUUGACAUCUGCAGUUGAUGGUAAUAGAUCAUUAAUUUUUUAGUCUCUAGAUAUUUCUUGUUAAAAUCAAGGAACUUUAAAUACCUUUUACUAGCCAAAUGUAAAUGGUAUUGUAUAGAACCUAAAGGUUUUUUUGUCUUAAGACAAACUUUUUAAAUGUCAUGCAGUGAAUAUAUAACUGUAUACCAAUGUUUUCCUUCUUUUCUUUUUUUGUUUGUCUGAAUAGGCUCACUUCGUAUCAGCGCUUACAGUAGUAUUUGUCAAUUCCAAGUCAUUAUCUUCCAUCAAGAUUGAAGACACACCAGUAGAUGAUCCAUCCUUGAAGGUCCUUGUUGCAAACAAUAGUGACACUUUAAAAUUGCUCAAAAUGAGCAGUUGCCCUCAUGUUUCACCAGCUGGUAAGUAAUCUGAGAAAACUAAAAGUAGCAGUUCAUGAUUACUUACUUCAAUUAACAUUUUAUUUAUUUAAAAAUCAUCUUCAUAAUUAUCAAGGUUGCCUCUUACUUUACCAAGUUUAUGAAAUUCUUUUAUCAACUUUUGUCUUUAUUACAGAAGAAAUAAACUGUAUAUAUCAUUAUUAGCAUUACAUCUGAAAGAGGAUCAUGGCUUGUUUCACUCCAGAGAUGAUUUAGCCUUACGAUUGGGUUGCAACAAAACAAAAACAUUCCCAAAGCAAGAGCCAUCUGUGUUGACAAUGAACUAUUAACUUUGCUUUAUUGAUAUAUGUGGAUGCUGCCAUAGUCUCUGCUACUCAGAUGAAAUACCUUUGUAGCCCCAGCAUAAUGUUUGGAAACUGAAAACAAUUAAGAAAAUCACAGCUUUAUUCUCCAUAGACUUCAAAUUUUGGUGAAUGAAUUUCACUAAUUGACUAUGUUAAGAUUUGAGUCCUUUAUGCUUGUGUUGCUUGCUUUGUUAAUAUACUGACAAGUACUGCCUUUCAUAGGUGUCAAAUCCUUUUGGGUAAAUAAAAUUGUUGUGAAGGUUUUUGUUCUUGAAACAUACUGAGAGAAAAUAUGCAUACAGACAGCAGACUGUACAAAAGUUACAUUUUGAAAUGCAGUUAUUUUUCUCAGUGAGCAUUUACAUUGCUUUCCAUAGUGAUUGGAACUUCCAAAAACAGUUCUUUACAAGCAUUAUUUCGUAUCCUAGACCUCAAUAUAGAAUGAUUGCUAAAAUAUCCGCUGAACAAUAUACAGACCUUCUUACCAAUAAUCCUCAUUUAAAACAUACAUUAAUGUUUAUAUAAAUAAGUGAAGCAUUCAAACAGAUAUACAUGGCAGGCAAAAUCCUAGCCCUUAUUAUAGGCUACGUAUGUAAUGGCACAAUCUUAUACACCUUCACAUAAAAGUUGUUAGAUAACAACCUAAGAACUUGAAGCUGGUUUCUGAUAAUUGUGAUGUCCUGGAAUUGGGAAUGUUUUUCAGCGUGGUAGAGGUAAACUAAGUUAGAGUCUUUCUUUGUACUUAACUUUUCUUUCUUUCUUUUUGUCAUUCCUAGGAAUUCUUUGUGUUGCUGACCAGUGUCAUGGCCUUAGGGAGCUCGCUCUUAAUUACUAUUUACUAAGUGACGAAUUGUUACUGGCUCUUUCAAGUGAGAAGCAUGUUAAUCUUGAACAUCUUCGUAUAGAUGUUGUGAGUGAAAAUCCUGGACAGAUUGAAUUUCACGCUAUCAAAAAACAAAGCUGGGAUGCUCUCAUUAAACACUCCCCCAAAGUCAACAUUGUGAUGUACUUCUUCCUAUAUGAGGAGGAAUUUGAUGCAUUCUUCAGGGAGGAAACACCUGUAACUCAUCUUUAUUUUGGCCGUGCAGUAAGCAAAUCAAUGCUUGGGCGUAUUGGACUGAACUGCCCAAGGUUGAUUGAAUUGGUUGUCUGUGCUAAUGGCCUACAGCCCUUGGAUGAUGAACUCAUUCGCAUUGCUGAACGCUGUAAGAAUCUAACUGCCAUGGGGCUUGGUGAAUGUGAAGUUACAUGUCGAGGCUUCAUUGAGUUUGUAAAGAUGUGCGGAGGCAGGCUUACCCAGCUGUCCAUUAUGGAGGAAGUGCUUAUUCCAGACAAUGACUACAAUCUGGAUCAAAUUCAUUCUGAAGUUUCCAAACACCUUGGAAGAAUGUGGUUUCCUGAUAUGAUGCCAACAUGGUAA